AUGUCAGGGCAACCUGGGGACAAUGUCUUACGAGGCAUCAAUCUUGCAUGCUUUGCCAUCACGAUGCUGCCUAUCGCCUAUGUGACAUUCGUCAGCUUCUAUCGCGUACGCAGCGAUAAAGAUCCGGCACGGACAGCCUUCAAAUAUCUGAAGGUCAUGUUGCCGUUGGCACUCCUUGCCCUCCUCGUGUACACGAUAUCAGGUGCUCUCGCGUUGAUAGCUACCGGCGUGGACUGGUACAUCUUGUUCCGGGUUUCUAUACACAUGAACCUGCUAGGAGGCCUCUUCUUCCACCUUGUUGACUUACUUCUGGUCAUGACACUGGUGGAGAGGGUGAUGCGGUAUGCUGCCAUUAUGUCAUGCGCCAUUCUUGCCGUGAUCGCAAUUGUUGCCUUUGGCAUCAUAAGCGCCUCAGUGGCACUCUUUUCCAGCCCCGGCUCAGACUGGACCGACUUCGAAAAACUAUGGAAGGCGGGCGAGAAGCUGUAUGCUGCCUUCAACAUCCUUCUAUUUGUUUGGGCUGGGGUUCUGAUGGGUUUCUCCACGCACGUCUACAACAAGGCCAGGCGCAGUCGUGUCUUAGGAAAUUCCUCGGUGCUGUUCCUCUACGCCGCUAUUCUGAACUUGUUGACCCGCUUGUAUUCCCUCAUCUACGUGUCCCUCUUCCUCCUCGCGCACGUCAAGAUCUAUAUUCCGUCUAAGACCUGGACUGCCCUGUCGAUCGUCGGUCCGAUCCUCACCGCAUGGAUAUACGCCACGAUUGUAGCUAUCAUUGUCACCAUCGCUGUCCGAAAGCACAAUGGAAUCUGGACCACUGUGCAGUCGUGGACGGAGGAGGAGAGGCGCCCUCUCCUUGCCACAGGCUCCAAUGCCACGGGUGUGGACGAGCACUUGCCGGAGGCAUCUAGCGGUGCAGUAGCUACCUGA
Messenger RNA from Diaporthe citri, 927 nucleotides. RefSeq lists its product as uncharacterized. The transcript is spliced from 4 exons. The record is from RefSeq and is a predicted model, not a curated record. Lineage: Eukaryota; Fungi; Ascomycota; Sordariomycetes; Diaporthales; Diaporthaceae. The coding region runs from base 1 to 927 and encodes 308 amino acids.